AUCGAGGGCUCGUCCAGGGCCCAGAGCUUGUCUGCAUUGUGCAACUUGGAUCUACCAGUACUUGUUCAUUGACGCCACGUGACGAAUCUUGCUCUCACAAUGGAAGCGAAUACGCCACAGAGCUCGUCUCCUCCUGGUAAACGCGUCUUCCCGCCGCUUUACCAGGCCACAGGCGAUGUAGCCGUGGAUCGUCUCGCGUUCGUCCACAUCCUGGAACGACUCAAGACCCAGAAACGAACGGGAUGGGUUGACCAUAAUGUGCCUGGUCCUGAAAGUAUCUCAGACCACAUGUAUAGGAUGGCUAUCCUCGCGAUGUGCACGUCAGAUACAAAUUUAGACAUCUCUAAAUGUGUGAUGAUGUGUCUCGUACAUGACCUCGCCGAAGCACAAGUGGGAGAUAUAGCUCCCCGAGAAGGCAUACCGAAGGCCGAGAAACGACGCCUAGAAGAAGAAGCCAUGCAUAAUUUCGUGCACGAGAUGUUGCAUGACAGCCCUGCUGCACAACGCAUCAUGGUGCUCUGGCAGGAGUAUGAAAACCAACAGACCGACGAAGCGCGUUUCGUCAAAGAUUUAGACAGAUUUGAAAUGGCAUCGCAAGCCUCGGAGUACGAGCGAAACCACAACAUGACUACGUUGCAGCCGUUCUUUGACAGUAGCAUUCCCCACGUACGCCAUCCGGAGGUUAGACGUUGGAGUGAGGAUUUGCUCGCCGAACGAGAGAGGACUGAGUCGCGGGAACUCUCAAAUGGACAAUGAGUCUGUAUCUGUAGGAACUGUGUCUGCGGUGUAGUGUAUUCCCCUGUAGAUCGAUAGAUGACCAAUUAAGGACGUCAAACUGCGUUUGCAGAGCA
Rhodofomes roseus is the source of this 851-nucleotide messenger RNA. RefSeq names its product HD domain-containing protein. NCBI's taxonomy places the organism in Eukaryota, Fungi, Basidiomycota, Agaricomycetes, Polyporales, Fomitopsidaceae. Gene Ontology annotation, molecular function: 5'-deoxynucleotidase activity. Gene Ontology annotation, cellular component: cytoplasm. The record is from RefSeq and is a predicted model, not a curated record. The coding region runs from base 100 to 756 and encodes 218 amino acids. The transcript is spliced from 11 exons.